Messenger RNA from Musa acuminata subsp. malaccensis (wild Malaysian banana), 2046 nucleotides. Its product is annotated as NAD-dependent malic enzyme 59 kDa isoform, mitochondrial. The record is from RefSeq and is a predicted model, not a curated record. NCBI's taxonomy places the organism in Eukaryota, Viridiplantae, Streptophyta, Magnoliopsida, Zingiberales, Musaceae. Gene Ontology annotation, biological process: malate metabolic process; pyruvate metabolic process. Gene Ontology annotation, molecular function: NAD binding; malate dehydrogenase (decarboxylating) (NAD+) activity. Gene Ontology annotation, cellular component: mitochondrion.
AAGAGGGCAAGGCAACGUCGCCGAUCUCUACGAUCGAAGCAGCGGAAUGUGGAACCUCGCUCGAGCGGCAUGGAAUCUGCGGCAGGCGCGGCGGUUGUCGAUGUCGAUCCCAGGGCCUUGCAUCGUCCACAAGCGCGGCACCGACAUCCUCCACGACCCUUGGUUCAAUAAGGAUACUGGUUUUCCUUUGACAGAAAGAGAUCGGCUUGGGCUUCGUGGUCUCCUUCCUCCUCGUGUUAUAUCGUUUAAGCAACAAUAUGAGCGUUUUAUGAAUUCAUAUCGAUCUCUAGAGCAUAAUACCAGAGGUGCAUCUGAUGCUGUUGUGUCUUUAGCCAAGUGGAGGAUUUUGAACAGGCUGCAUGACAGAAAUGAGACACUGUACUACAGGGUUCUCAUUGAUAACAUCAAGGAAUUUGCUCCAAUUGUUUACACUCCAACUGUAGGUUUGGUGUGUCAAAAUUAUGGUGGCUUAUAUAGACGUCCACGUGGCAUGUAUUUCAGCGCAAAGGACAAAGGAGAGAUGAUGUCCAUGAUAUAUAAUUGGCCAUCUCACCAGGUAGACAUGAUAGUGGUGACAGAUGGGAGCCGUAUUCUUGGUCUUGGUGAUCUUGGAGUUCAAGGUAUUGGAAUCCCCAUUGGAAAACUUGACAUCUAUGUUGCAGCUGCUGGAAUCAAUCCACAAAAGAUACUUCCAGUUAUGUUGGAUAUGGGGACCAAUAAUCAGAAGCUUCUUGAAGAUAAUCUUUAUUUGGGACUGCGACAGCCUAGGCUGGAGGGAGAUGAGUACUUGUCUAUUGUUGAUGAAUUUAUGGAAGCUGCAUUUGCACGUUGGCCAAAGGCAGUCAUACAGUUUGAGGACUUCCAAAUGAAGUGGGCAUUUGAAACUCUCCAGCGGUAUCGUCAAAGAUUUUGCAUGUUUAAUGAUGAUAUACAGGGAACUGCUGGUGUUGCUCUAGCUGGACUACUUGGUGCUGUUAGAUCACAGGGACGACCUCUGAAGGACUUUGUGAAGCAAAAGAUUGUUGUGGUAGGAGCUGGAAGUGCAGGAAUAGGUGUGCUCAACAUGGCUAAAAAGGCUAUUUCUAGAAUGUGUGGAAGCAGUGGAAAUGUGGAAGCAAACCAGUUCUGGCUGCUUGACAAAAAUGGUCUCAUUACAAAGUACAGGAAGGACAUUGAUCCUGCUGCUGCUCCUUUUGCUCGAGGCUAUGGUCCAGAAGAAGCUGAGGGACUCACAGAAGGUGCUAGUCUACUGGAAGUAGUCAAAAAAGUGAAGCCCCAUGUGCUUUUAGGUUUGUCAGGAGUAGGUGGUAUCUUUAAUGAGGAGGUGCUUAGGGCUAUGCAAGAUUCUGAUGCCUCUCGCCCUGCAAUAUUUGCUAUGUCAAAUCCCACAAUGAAUGCUGAAUGCACUCCCAAGGAUGCAUUCAAGUAUUCCGGAGAUAAUAUAAUUUUUGCUAGUGGAAGCCCUUUUGAUAAUGUAGAUUUAGGAAAUGGUAAAGUAGGCUAUGUCAACCAAGCAAAUAAUAUGUAUCUGUUUCCUGGGAUUGGUUUAGGCGCUCUUCUUUCAGGUGCUCAUAUUAUUUCAGAUGGGAUGCUUCAAGCUGCAUCUGAAUGCCUUGCGUCAUAUAUCACAGAUGAAGAUAUCCAACAAGGAGUCAUCUUCCCUUCUAUCUCUAGUAUAAGGCAUAUUACGAUGCAAGUUGGGGCAGCUGUGGUAUGCACAGCUGUUGCUGAAGGCCUUGCCGAAGGGCAUGGUAAAGUGGAUCUCAAGGAGCUCUCGCACAUGUCAAAGGAAGAGACAGUGGAGUAUGUAGCUCGCAAUAUGUGGUACCCCGUUUACAGCCCUCUUGUUCAAGAGAAAUGAAGUGGCCAUUGUCAGCGGAUGCAGCCAUUUUGUGGGGCUGUUCGUUUUCUCGGCCCCCCGCUUUUUCCAAAUAAAGAAAUAUCAUAUGUAAGAAGUUUUGAAACUUAAAUAUUCAGCACGCAGUAUUUUUUUCAUGUCGAUGCUAAAAGCCUUACUAAUCUAAUAAGAUUCUAACAUGUGACGAA